AUGUCUGAUUCUGGACAACAACGACGUGAAUGUCGAGAACCCCACACCUUUCUGGAGAGCACUUAUUUAGAGAGAAGUACAUCCCCGCGGUUAAAUAAUCUUACACAAGAGAGUCGUCGUGGACGAAACAAUGACACCACUGGAUCUUCUGUGUUUAAUCGCUUCAGUAGUGUGAGUCCACAUCAGGCUGGUAUCUCCUACAAUAGCCAUAGCGAAUUAUAUGGUAGCGGUGGUUAUUUCGUUCCUCCUCCUCCUCCUUCUGCUGCAGGGGGAGUAAAUGUAUUUCCGGCAUCUCAUCAUACCUCCAAUAGUGUUAAUUGGACACUUCCACCACCCGCUGCUGCCGCUGCCGCGACGGUUGCCGCUUGGGCAGUACCGAAAGAUGUUCCAUGGAUUCCACCGCCGCUGAUAUCCCCCAAUGGCCUUCCGUCUAGUGUGAAUAGCAGCCAUCACAACACGACCGUUGGGGCUUCUCUUGAGGGAGGCGUAAAGUGGCCUACACCGCAGGAUAUUCCAUUGCCGUCCAUGUUUCCAUUUCCCCCAUACUUACUGCCGCCUUUUCCACCUCUUCCACCUAAUGUAGAUUUGAGUCAACUCCCACCACCACCACCACCGCCGUGGUUCCCUUCUCCCUUGCGAGAGCCAAAUGGUGGAGUGAUGGAAGAUGAUGAUUAUGUAGAUGAGAGUUCAAGUAGUCGAGACAAGGAUGUAGAUAUUAAUCCUUCCAAUAGAAAACGAAUGAAUGUUUCAUAUAAUAAGAGAUAUACGCGUGAACCCUCUUUAUCGGCACAAGAGCAACAUCAUAUGCGUUCAAUUACGAAAGAAGCAAGACGAGAUUUACAUCGUCAGUUAUCACGUAGUGUGAGUGCAGAUUCACAGUAUAAAAAUAACGAAAUAGAUCAAAAACGAAAACAGAGAUCUCAACCCGUUCGAUAUGUUUCACCAAAUGGUAAAAGAACGGCUACACCUCGUACAACCUUAUCGACUGCUAAAAGGUUUACAUCACCUUCUUAUUCACGAGGUACAGCUGCUACUGCUGCUGCUAUGUCUGCUCCUGUUUCCAAAUCUAAUUCCAAUAGACGAACUGACUACUACACAGCUGCUCGUGCAGUAAAAGGGGUUUCACCUCGAUUAGAAGAUGUAAUGAAGAAACAUUCAUCCGCUGUAGGUAUGCGUUUGGAAAAUACUUCACGUGGGGAAGGUUAUGCCCGACAAUAUCAUAGAAAAACAGAGGAAAGAAGUGGUAACUAUCAUCAUCAUCAUCAUGAUCAUAAUUAUGAAGAAAAAGAAAAAAGAGAGCGACAGUUUCUAUCUAAUCUUGGUGAUGCUCAUGGGACGACGACGACACCUCUCUCCUACCAUGGAUCUGGUAAACGGGAUGAACAACGGGCGGAGGAGUAUGUAAAAGGAAUUGAAGAUCUCUACAAGCGUUUGCGUAGAAGUUAUGAAGAGUUUCAACGGGAUCCAUCAAGUUUCGUUCGUAAUACUUCAGCUUUGAAGGAAGCAGCAAAUGCCAUGGCUCCACCGCUGGAUAGCCGUAUGAAUGAUACUCAUACACAUGAGAGAAAAGAGAAGAAGGAAAUAAGCCAACGUAAUAAUAAUAAUAAUGAUGAGGAUCGUGAAUCUACUCAAGUAAGAGAUCUGGGACUUCCAUCUCAAGAGUCUCAACGAAUAAGGGAUGAAUUAUUGAAAUUGGAAAUGCAAUGGCAGCGGUUGGAGGAACUGAAACGUGGAUCCACAGGGGAAUGGGCUGCAGCACCAGUGGAAUUUACUCCACAAAAUUCAAGAUUGAUUUCACCUCAGCGUGAAUCACGCAGUAUCAGUGCUAAGAGUAGUAAUCACUCUGUGAAUAGCGAAUAUUCUAAAAGCCAAAGAGCAAAGGAACAGAUAAAAAUUAUGAAUGGCACUUUACGACGUGGAUCAGAUCUGCCGCAUUCUACCCGUGCAGAUGGUGUUACUACCGCUAAAGUGGCUACUGGUAUACGUUCUCAUAACUCUACACCGCUCUCACAGAGUGAUACAUUGAAAGGACAUCAUUUAGAUGGUACUCAAACAAAUCCAAAAGACCGUAACAGUAACAGCAGUAGUAAUCGAGGACCAUUUACGCGUGAACUUGUUCUUGGUUUGGUAAGAGAACGAAAAGCUAUGCUUGAGUAG
This is a messenger RNA of Trypanosoma theileri, 2157 nucleotides long. RefSeq lists its product as uncharacterized. The transcript has a single exon. NCBI's taxonomy places the organism in Eukaryota, Euglenozoa, Kinetoplastea, Trypanosomatida, Trypanosomatidae. The coding region runs from base 1 to 2157 and encodes 718 amino acids. The record is from RefSeq and is a predicted model, not a curated record.